CGUUGGUAGAGCAGCACUGGCCACAAACAGCUGUUGUUCCCACCGCUUGAAUUGUUUUGUUUUGGUAUUUAAGACUUUAAAUUGAAAUUAUAGCAUGGCAGAGGAACCUGAGGACUCCAGCAAGAGCUUCGUUAUCUUCGGACGCGAUGUUGCCCAGAUACCAUGCUUUCGUAACAGUUUUCUGUACGGAAUCAGCGGCGGAAUUGGCAUCGGCGUGCUGACCUUUUUGGGCACCUCCCGUACACAUCUUUCCACGCACGUGGGCUUCGGAUCCUUCUUCUGCGGCACCAUCGCGUAUUGGAUGUCCUGCCGGUAUCAAUGGUCUGCCCGCCGGUUUGAGCAGCAGCAGUUACGUGAGGCCAUGCGCCGCCAGGCAUUAUACGAAGGCACAAAUGUCGAAAAAGAAUUAGACCUUAAGUCUGCGUAGUAUUAGUAAUACAAAUAUUGUAAAUAUUUUACUCCUCCUAUGUGUAUGUGCAUCUGAUCUGACUCAGGUAAAUUUUCCUUGUUUUAAAAUUCGUUUGUUACUAAACAGCCUUAAAUUUACCAAUAUACAAAUAGAUUAUUUUGUAAGUGAAAUCUUACCUAACAGUAGAACAAAUAAGAGAUUUGUUUAGUUAUGCACAAUACUUUGUGAAAUAUAAAAGAUCUACCCUCAAGGGGGAUCUACACAUAUAUUAUAUUCAUUGCUAAUUGAAUAUUCUACACGACAUCGUGCAUAAUAUUUAAUUUUAAUUAAAGGUUUCGAACAGUCCUAUCAA
Molecule: messenger RNA, 761 nt
Organism: Drosophila obscura
Lineage: Eukaryota; Metazoa; Arthropoda; Insecta; Diptera; Drosophilidae
Gene: l(3)87Df
Product: cytochrome c oxidase assembly protein COX20, mitochondrial
Exons: 3
Coding region: 95-427 (110 amino acids)
Biological process (GO): mitochondrial respiratory chain complex IV assembly
Cellular component (GO): mitochondrion; mitochondrial inner membrane
Source: RefSeq, a predicted model, not a curated record